GGAGGGGUGAGGAUGGAGGGAGCCCAGGCCGGGAAGCAGUGCUGCUCCGGGCCGGGUAGCCUGGGCUGGGCUGGGCGGAAGUGGGGACGGCUGUGGGAAAGGCGCUUUUUCCCCUGCCCCGCCCCCUGGGACCACCUCCCCUCCCCCCUGCUGUCCGCUGGCGGGGAUCUGGCCGGCGGCCGUUAGUUAGGCUUCCCGAGGCCGUUCCUUCAGGCCUUUUUCUCUUGGGCUGUGGGGAGGCCGUCUCCGUACCGUUGCGGGAGUCCUCAUCUCACUGCCCAGCCCUCCUCGCAGGGAACAGGCCGGCUGGGAUUUCGGGGCUUUCCCGCCAGAGCAGGGUCGACUCUCAAGGGAAAGCUGUUUUCACCGGGAAUCUCAGCUUUCUGUUACACCUGCUUCACCUCACGCCUUCCUUGAGACCUGAAUGAUACUACUUCUGCGUCUCACGUAAACAUUUCGCCAACUCUUUUACUCUGGUAUCUCCCUGAGAUGAUAGUGCCACCACCAGAAAGAAACGUCUGGACCCUCCUGCCCAGGUUAUGAAAAUCCCCUUAACCAUCACAGUUUGCUUACCUGGCUCAUCGCCUCCUGGACUUUGUAUCUGCUGAAGUCAGUGAUGUGAAAAGACCUGUCAUGGAUGAUAUUGCUGAUAGGAUAAGAAUGGAUGCUGGAGAAGUAACUUUAGUGAACCACAACUCCAUAUUCAAAACCCAUCUCCUGUCACAAACAGGUUUUCCAGAGGACCAGCUUUCACUAUCUGACCAUCAGAUAUUACCUUCCAGGGAAGGAAAUUUGGACCGAUCUUAUACAUGUUCUACAGGAAGUGCAGCUUAUAGUCCAAAUUAUUAUUCAGGAUUCUUUGUCAGCAAGAUGAGAUCUCCUCCCCUAAAAAGACAUAAUCCUUCCUCAGACAAUUUUCUUGGCUCAGGAGAUAUAAGAACCUUUGGCCAGAGUGCAAAUGGUCAGUGGAGAAAUUCCACUCCAGCAUCAGGUUCAACUUUCCAAAAAUCAAGAAACAGCCGAAGUCUUUACCUCGAAACCCGAAAGACCUCAAGUGGAUUAUCAAACACUUUUAUGGGAAAGUCAAAUCAUCACUGCCAUGUGUCUGCAUAUGAAAAAUCUUUUCCUAUUAAAUCUGUUCCAAGUCCAUCUUGGAGUGGUUCGUGUCGUCGAAACCUUUUGAGCCCCAAGAAAACUCAGAGGCGACAUGUUAGUACAGCAGAAGAGACCGUUCAAGAAGAAGAAAAAGAGAUUUACAGACAGCUGCUACAGAUGGUCACAGGCAAACAGUUUUCUGUAGCCAAACCCACCACACAUUUUCCUUUACAUCUAUCUCGAUGUCUUAGUUCUGGUAAGAAUACUUUGACAAACCCACUGUUUAAAAAUGGAAACUCUUGUGCAGCUCAGAUCAUCGGCUCUGAUACUUCAUCAUCUGGAUCUGCCAGCAUUUUAGCAACCCAGGAACACCUGUCCCACAGUGUGUAUUCCUUAUCAUCAUAUACUCCAGAUGUUUCAUUCGGAUCCAAAGAUUCUGAUCUCCUUCAUCAAUCCCAACAUCACCACUCUCUUCUACAUCAGCUAGAUAACUUGCCAUCUUCAAAUACACAAUCUGAAGGAUCAGACUCUGUGAUUUUACUCAAAGUAAAAGAUUCCCAGACUCCAACUCCCAGUCCUACUUUUUUCCAGGCAGAGCUAUGGAUCAAAGAAUUAACUAGUGUUUAUGAUUCUCGAGCACGGGAAAGAUUAUGUCAGAUUGAAGAGCAGAAAGCGCUGGCAUUACAGCUUCAAAACCAGAGAUUGCAAGAACAGGAACAUUCAGUACAUGAUUCAGUAGAACUGCAUCUGCGUGUACCUCUUGAAAAGGAGAUCCCUGUCACAAUCACCCAAGAAACAGAAAAAAAAGGUCAUAAAUUAACUGAUAGUGAAGAUGAAUUUCCUGAAAUCACAGAGGAAAUGGAGAAAGAAAUAAAGAGUGUAUUUCGUAAUGGGAACCAGGAUGAAGUUCUGAGUGAAGCAUUCCGCUUGACCAUUACUCGCAAAGAUAUACAGACUCUAAACCAUCUGAACUGGCUCAAUGAUGAGAUCAUCAAUUUCUACAUGAAUAUGCUAAUGGAGCGAAGUAAAGAAAAAGGAUUGCCAAGUGUACAUGCAUUUAAUACCUUUUUUUUCACUAAGUUAAAAACGGCUGGUUACCAGGCAGUGAAACGUUGGACAAAGAAAGUGGAUAUAUUUUCUGUUGACAUUCUUUUGGUGCCCAUUCACCUGGGAGUGCACUGGUGUCUUGCUGUUGUGGACUUUAGAAAGAAGAAUAUUACCUAUUACGACUCUAUGGGUGGGAUAAACAAUGAAGCCUGCAGGAUCCUCAUGCAAUACUUAAAGCAAGAAAGCAUUGAUAAGAAAAGGAAAGAGUUUGACACCAAUGGCUGGCAGCUCUUCAGCAAGAAAAGCCAGGAAAUUCCACAACAGAUGAAUGGAAGUGAUUGUGGGAUGUUUGCCUGCAAAUAUGCCGACUGUAUUACCAAAGACAGACCAAUCAACUUCACCCAGCAACACAUGCCAUACUUCCGGAAGCGAAUGGUCUGGGAGAUCCUCCACCGAAAGCUCUUGUGAAGACUGUCUCAAUUAGCAGACAUUGACAUUGUGGGGGACCAGCUCUUUGUUGUCUACAGCCAGAGACCUUGGAAACAGCUGCUCCCAAUCCUCUGUUCUUGUAAAGCCCUUGACCCUGGACCAGGCCCUGGCGAGAUGCAUUCACAAGCACAUCUGCCUUUCCUUUUGUAUCUCAGAUACUAUUUUUGCAAAGAAACUUUGGUGCUGUGAAAGGGGUGAGGGACAUCCCUAAGCUGAAGAGAGAGACUGCUUUUCACUUCUUCAGUUCUGCCAUCUUGUUUUUAAAGGGCUCCAGCUUCCCUCAGUCCCUAAUUAGGGGACUGAGAGAAGCUUGGAAAGACUCUUGGUUUCAUAUAAACUCUUGUUGUUAGGCCUUAUUAAGAGGUAGGAAAGGGCAUGGGUGAAAAAGGUAGGGAUAAAAACCACCAGCAUAUACACGCACACAUACAUACACACAUGAUUUUCAAGAUGUGUCGUCAGGAAAGUGACUGUAAACUGGACUUUGGGGCACAUACAUAAGUCCCUCUGGGACUUUUCCUAUUUAUAUGCACCUUUGUGAAAUUCUUCUGCUUCUGUACAAGGCUGUUUUAUCAUCUGUAGCUUCUUUCCAUCCUGAGGCACAACACAUGAGUCCUGGGUAGACCCCAAAGUCCCAGGCAGUCCUUUUCUUAAAAGCAGGGGUUUGCAUGUGCUCACAACACAUGAUAUGGGGAAGACCCACCCAGGGAGCGGUUUAGUGGAGCAACAAGGCACCACUUUUAUUACCGCCUACUUCUGACCAAGAAGAAGAAGGACCUCAGUCUUUAGCAUAAAAUUCCAGCAUUGGAUGAAUGCAAGUCUAGUGUGGUCUGUGGCUAGUUAGUUUAAAUGUGUUUCUAACCACAGAGAAUUUAAUAUAUAUAUAUAUACACACACAUAUAUAUAUAUAUAUUUCACAGGGAUAUGCUUUUUUUUUUUUUUUAAGGCUGAAUGUGUUUACCAUUUUGGCCUGUAGAUUUAUUUCCAUUUUCCAAAUUUAGCUCCAGCACGCACACAUCCCAGCCCCUAUGUGUAGGGUGUUUGUGGACUUCCUAACAGAAUAUUUUGAGGCCUGGGUGAACUUUAGCUUGGGGGUAGAGGUUUAAGAGAGAGGUGAGAUUUUUCAACUGGAAAACGGGUGGAAUUUGGACUGAUCAACUCGAAAUUUAAAAAAACUGCUAUUUCUUUUGUUCUUUCUAGCAUCUCCCCCACCCUCUGAACGUUUCUCAGGCUAGAUAGUGAAAUGAUCCAAUGCCAGUGUCAUUUUUGUACUUAAGUUCCAAAAUAGGAACAUUUUAUACUUUUUGUGUAUUGUAAUAGGUAGUUUUGUAUGAAAUAUUUUCUCCUCUUCCCUUGUACCCCAUCCUUUCCAGCAUUGUGCUUUCUCCUUGGGCUUAUUUGAAAAUUUAACUCUGUUUUAUACCAAGCUUGUUUAGUACAUUUUUCUAUGUUUUACCACAGGUUACAAUUUGGGGAAAAAAAAAAAAAAAAGACUAUUUUUUUUAAAUAUUCCAUUGUUAACUGAAUGUUACUGUUUCCACUCCAGCAAUUAGAUGUCCUACCCUUUUCAUAACUGCCUGCCUUUUAGGAGAAGACCACCUUUUGUUUGUUUGUUUUCUUUCUUUCUUUCUUUUUCUUUCUUUCUUUCUUUGUUUUUUUUUUUUUUUUGGUUGGUGUUUUCUAUAGGAAAUAAAUAGCUUCCUAUAUAUGAGUUGCUGGGACCUUUCACAUUUCUCUUUUAGAAAGCAAUGACAUGCAGACUUAUUGUAGGACUCCUGAACAUUGACUCGGUAUUUAAUGUAUUUAAGUGACAAUUUGAAAAGUGGCAGUAUGAUAUAGACUUGGACUAUAUGAAUCAAAAGGCCUGAGUCUUUCAGUCUCUCUUGCUGUUGUUUGGGGGACUCAGAGCAAGAUACUUCUCUGUAUUGAUUGUUUGUUUAGAUAACAUCUGUCUUACUUCCUUCACAGACUUUUUGUAGACCAAAGCAACAAAUAUUUAUUGCCAUGUGUAGCAGAAAAUGAAACAUGCAACAAAAGCACCUUGAAAAAUACAUAAGGACUGUUGAACCUGUCUGAACUUGGUCCCCCUUUCUGACCAAUACAGUUUUAUACAAGGUAGGAGUCAGUGAUCCUGAAACCACCUUCAUGGUAGGAGUGGGCCAAGCUGAGAACUAGUUUGUGGCCUAUGUGGCUCAGUGGGAACCAAAUACAGACUGUUAGAGUGAGCCAGUCUUUCCAGAGGGCUAGCCAAUGAGAGCAGGGCCAGCAUCUGGAAACUUAACUUUUGCCUUCAUUUGAGGGUGGGCUUUGAUGACCAGGAAAAAAAAAAAAAGGACAUUCCUGUAUUCCAUGGCCAAAGGCAUGUUACCAAUAUCUUGUUUAACCUGCUUUAAACUAAGUAAGCCAAUUGCUUUCCUUUUCUCCUAUGUUCCUCUCUACCCUGUAUUCAGUGCUCAUAGUCACCUACCUCCCCUCAAAAAGGAACAUCUGAGUGUCAGUAAGCUCUAGAUGUCAGUUAUAGAGGCUUCAACAGAAAUCAUAGUCCCAACAAUCAGUCCUGGGCCCUGUACAGAGAAAGUUAGAUAGACCAUUCCUGACCUUCUGAAAAUACAUGGUCCAAGGCACAGAGGCCAGUUCCAUCCCAUUUGUUAUCUGGAACCCACUUGUCGUUCCCAGGGUCCUCUUUAGUAUUGAAUGAAUUUUUCCUUAUCUAGCCUGGAGACUUUGUAAAUUGACUGCUCUAUAUGUGAAGUGCUUCAUACUUCUCUGUGAUAUCAACUUCUUUAGCCCCUGUAAUCAUGCUAGCAUCUACCCACUGACACUAGCAAUAUUAGUCCCCAUGUUUUAGUGGCCUUGGGGUAGAAACAGAGGUAACCUGGAAGAGCAUUUCCAGCAACCCCAUCCCAUAGCCUGUCCAUCACCACCUGGUUUUACAUGCCCAUGAAAAGGCUCUAAUGGGUAGAAAGAGAGAGUUCAUUUAAGAGCUCCAGUGUUUUUUUUUGUUUCAGUCUGGUCCUCCUUUGCCAUCCCUCCUGCUCUCAAAUAUGUCUUGCCAGAUUAAGAAAGAUGACACUUGGGCUUUGUCUUCUCCCUUGCUCCACCUGUAUAGGCCAAGAUGAAGUGGAAUGUGAUGGUUUUCCCCUUUGACUUUAUAUACCCAUGAGAGAGAGGGAAGUAAAAGGCUAUCAGGCCCCAUUGUUGACUCAAACGGGCUACAUGCUGAGCUCCUGGGAAAGUUGCCGUAUCUCCAGAAACAAUUUCUCCAGAGCUUCAAAUUCCUCCUAAAAUUUUGCAAUAGACAAGGCUCAGCUCAGUUUCUUCCUUACAGUCCAGGGCCUAUUUUAGCUGAGAUGAAUCCCAACAUCUGUGUAUUAAGAACCGUGACUACCAUUCCCAGCUUUGGAGGAGGGGAAGGACAUAAGGGCAUGUCAUGAUGGUCACCCACCAAGAUAAGGGAUAACACAUAUGCAUCCCCUGUGGGAGAGAAAAGAGAAAAUAAGAAACUGAGCUAGAAGAUAAACCUUGAGGAAGUGUUAGUAUGAUCUGCCUCUCUGGCCAGUCAUGGUUAGAGUAGAGAUAAUUCUAGUUGUGAGGGGUUGGACCAGAUUUCCAGGGUCUUGUCAAAGUCAGAUUCUGAAAUGUUAGGGUCACUAUGCUUGAAAUAGAUAUUGGUCAAGGUAGAGAUUCAAAAUUAAAAGUUUAAGGCCAAUGUUAUUACUGGCUUGGUCUUAAGAGUUAAGGCCCAGGUCAGUCUUAUCCUAAUAGGACAGAUUAUAGCUGCUGACUUUUCUCCAUUCUCAGCUGAGUAGCCACCAUCAACUGCUUGACUUCUGGAAAGUAUCCUUCCACCCUCUGCAGAACAUAAGUGCUAGGAAGGCAAAGUGUGUGGCAGAGAGGUACAUAAGGAGCCCAGAGUCCAAUCUGCUAGGUGUCCUUCAUUUAAUUACUCUUUUAUUCUUUUCACAAAUACCUACAGAGCACACACAUCCAAGUCCCAUCUCCUUUAAGCCUUCCAUUUUCACAAUAUUAUAAUAUCUCUUAUCUUGACAUCUGCAGCCCUUAUAAUCAGAAAAUAACUCCACAUGGUAUUUGUAUUGUAACCUGUCUUUUACAUCAGGAAUAGACUGAGACAUGUCACCACUGAGGGCAGGUGAAUGAUUUUGGUGCUUUUUUUCUCAAUCCAGGAGUGUAAGCUGUCUCUCUGGCCUGCCAGAGAGGAGUUAGGGGCAUCUCGAUUAAACAUUUCAGAAAGACUAUUGCAGCACUUGGGGGAAGAAGGACUGCUCAUGGCAGCCUGCAGUGAGGCUACACCUCAUCUGUGAUCCCCAACAGUUCAUCUCUGGUCCCAAACCUAAUGCCCACUCUGUCCUAUACAAAACACCUUCCUCAGCAGUUCGGUAUGCCCUUCAGGGGUCUCAACCUCUAUCCCAGUGGGCUAAUCAAAGUUUUCUUUCUCCCCUAACCAUGUGUAUUGCUAUUAUUUAUAGUUUUCUCCAUCUUUUUAUUUUCAGUGAUAAGAGUAUAUCACAUAGAUUGAGACUAUGGGUCCCUGUCUGCCUUUUCCUUUAAAUGGACUGUUUUACAUGCUGCCUGUGCCUUGUCUAUUAGCCGGAGCUAAGUUCCUGGAGGGCAUUUGCUUUAUACUUCUGGGGAGCCCCUUAGGCUAGGUUUUUAAUAAGCAUAUGUUUAAGUGCCUGGCUUGGGUGCCUGGCGGAUGGAAUGAAGAGAUGGUUUGACCAAGGAAAUAAAAGCCACCUGUCCCCAAGGACCUCCUAGUCUAACUUAUUUAGGAAGCUGACAGACACCAAGCAAUGUACCUUAUCGAGAAGGCAGGCUCCUCCUAGGCACAGGGUCCAAUGUGAAGCUGGAUAUGGGUGGUAGAGGGGCAGAGGUGGAGAGAAGUCAGGGAUGAUGUUACCUUUAUCUGCCAAUAUACGUGUGACUCCUUAGUUUUUAAAAGGUGAUUUAUUUAAAAUAAAUUCUGGAUUUUGCUCUCUU
This is a messenger RNA of Pteropus alecto (black flying fox), 7626 nucleotides long. It is a transcript of the gene SENP1, whose product is annotated as SUMO specific peptidase 1. The coding region runs from base 634 to 2610 and encodes 658 amino acids. Gene Ontology annotation, biological process: protein desumoylation. Gene Ontology annotation, molecular function: deSUMOylase activity. NCBI's taxonomy places the organism in Eukaryota, Metazoa, Chordata, Mammalia, Chiroptera, Pteropodidae. The transcript is spliced from 19 exons. The record is from RefSeq and is a predicted model, not a curated record. Gene Ontology annotation, cellular component: nucleus.